Molecule: messenger RNA, 533 nt
Organism: Malaya genurostris
Lineage: Eukaryota; Metazoa; Arthropoda; Insecta; Diptera; Culicidae
Product: C-type lectin 37Db-like
Exons: 3
Coding region: 6-533 (175 amino acids)
Biological process (GO): biological process involved in interspecies interaction between organisms
Cellular component (GO): external side of plasma membrane
Molecular function (GO): carbohydrate binding
Source: RefSeq, a predicted model, not a curated record
CUAGCAUGGCGAUAGACAUUCAAAUGUUUGUAUUGCUACUCUUUGUUAUUUAUAAGGUUUCAAAAGCAGAAAUUCUUGACCAACAAACAGUGAGAGAUAUAUUAAUCAAAAAUAGAUGUUUAUGUCCUUGUGGACCAUCCACGUCCGACGGCUGGAAGAACUUUAUUAUUCCAUUCAGUGAGGGUAACUGGUUCGAAGCGAUCUCAUACUGCAAUGAGAUGGGAAUGUCGAUCGUGCAGAUUCGGGACAAACACGACAGUAAAGAACUGCAAGAUUGGUUAGAUAGACAAGGUCUUGAACCGAGUGAAAGCUUCUGGAUAGGAGCCAAUGAUCUUGCCACGGCCGGAGUUCAUCGCUGGGGACUAAGCAACAAGCGUGCGAAAUACGUCGAAUGGGCUCCAGAAGAACCGAACGGAGCAACUAUACGAGGGGAAACCGAACACUGUGUUGAACUGGUGACAGAUACAAUGAAAUGGAAUGAUGCUGUGUGUUCAAAAAAACUAAAGUUUAUUUGUGAACGAUAUGUGCAGUAG